AUGGACGGCCCGGAAUCGCGGCACUACCCGGGGGGCGAACCCUACUCGGGCAGCAACCGUAUCCCCAACAUCAAGCAGUUUGUCGAAGGUCUUGAUAGAGACAAGAAGAAACGCGAUGCCGAACUCGAGGCUCGAAUGCAACAGAAUGCCCACAAUGGAGAGGCUCAGGCUCAUGUUCCAACCCAAAAGCCCGGAAAGAACCGCCGCACCGUCAAGGACCCAGUAACCGGGAAGGAUGUCGAGAUCGAGGAUAUCGACAGCAACCACAUGAAGGCAGCCAAGGACCCAUUGUUGACCGUCCCCAACGCAAACCUCGGAAAAGAAACCACCGUCCAAACGAGAGCCUCUCAGUCCGGCGAGGAAUACCGCGAAGCCCAAGAUGUCACUGCGCCUCCCGAUCCCAUCGCCACUGGCUCUACCAGCGACGUGCCCAUCCACGGCGAAAAGACCAACGUGCUCUUCCACCCCACCCCUUCCAUCACCUUCGAGCCCAUGUUCGAGUCCAUCGAGGCACGCGCCAACGUCCUCUGCGCAUUCGUCUUCAUCGCCAUCGUCUUCAUCGGAAAGGUGCUCGGCGGCAGUCUCUGGGGCUUGUUCCCUCUAGGCGCGUGCGUCGCCAGUGGUGUCUUCUUGUGGGCCAAGGACCUGAUCCGUCAGGGACGGGACAUGGAAUGGUCGAGCGAGCAGAAGCGUGGCGAGACGGCCGUCGUCAACCUGAUUCCGGAAAGCGUCGAGUGGCUAAACACGGCCGUUGGCCUGAUCUGGGGCCUCAUCAACCCGGAAAUGUUCGCCCCUGUUGCCGACACCCUCGAGGAUAUCAUGCAGGCCAGUGUUCCUGGAGUCAUCGAGAACGUCAAGGUCAACGACAUCAACCAGGGCAGCAACCCGCUCCGGAUUCUCAGCUUGAGAGCCCUCCCUGAUAGUCACGUCCAGGACAUGAAGGCCGAGAUCCGCAAGGAGGACGAGAAGAGCAAGGACCCCCAGGAGCUGGCGGCUGAGGAAGAGGGUGGUGACUUUUACAACCUCGAGGCUACUGUUGCUUACCAUUCUCUGCCUUCGAACGGAGAUGUUUCUUCCAAGGCCAAAAACAUGGGCAUGCAGUUGAUCUUCUACCUCGGUCUCAAGGGCUUCUUUGGAGUCCCCUUCCCCGUCUGGGUUGAGCUCAACGGCCUCGUCGCAACUUGCAGACUCAGAAUUGCCAUGGCUCCCGACCCGCCCUUCAUCAAGACGCUCAGCUUCACCCUUAUGGGCCUGCCCAAGGUCGAAGCUAGCUGCGUUCCGCUCAUGCAAAAGGGAGCCAAUAUCCUCAACCUACCUGUCAUCUCCAACUUUGUCAACUGGGCCAUCGCAACCGCCGCUGGCAUGUACGUGGCGCCCAAGUCUAUGACUUUGGACAUCGGUAAGAUGCUCCAGGGAGACACUGUCAAAAAGGAGACCCAGGCCCUUGGUGUCCUCUUCAUUCGCAUUCACAAGGCCACUGGCCUGAGCAAGCAAGACCGCCGCGGAAGCGAGGGUGGCGGCUCCGACCCUUACAUCUGCGUCUCCUUCUCCAAGUUUGGCAAGCCGCAAUACUGUACUCGUGUCAUCCAGGACGACCUCAACCCCGUCUUCUCCGAGACUUGUGCCUUGCUCGUCACCCCCGAUAUCAUCAAGGCUGACGAGCAGCUCUCGCUCGAGCUCUGGGACAGCGACCGGAGCUCCGCCGAUGAUGUCGUCGGCAAGGUUGAGCUCAGCAUUCAGAAGCUCAUCCAGCACCCCGGCAAGAUGUUCCCUCAGACUUCCAAGCUCCGCGGCGUCAAAGCCGGCAGCUCCAUGCCUGGCGAGCUGCACUGGGAGGUUGGCUUCUUUGGCAAGACCCAGUUCAGGAAGGCUCUCAGGACCGAUGGCAAGGACCACAAGCUGCCCAAGGAACUCCGCGAUAAGCCUGAGCUCCAGGAUGACAAGGGCACCCUCGAGAACACGGAAGAAGACGCCGUUGUGCACACUCCUCCCGACCCGUUGUGGCCUAGCGGUGUUCUGAGCGUGAUUGUCCACCAGAUCGUCAACCUCGAGCUCGACAACGUCAAGGGAUCCGACGGUAAGAGGAAGGGCAAAGAGUACGAGCCCGCCAGGCCCGAUGCCGGCGAGUUGAAGGAAGAGGCAGGCGGUAAGCUGCCCAGCUCGUACUGCACCAUCCUCGUCAACGACGAGCUCGUCUACAAGACCCGUACCAAGGUCGUUUCCUCCAAGCCCAUCUUCGAGGCCGGUACCGAGCGCUUCGUCCGCGACUGGCGCUCGUCCAUCGUGACCGUCACCGUGCGCGACUCGCGCAAUCGCCAGCACGACCCAAUCAUCGGCGUCGUCCCGCUCAAGCUCUCGGACGUGUUCCAGACCGCCAGCCAGAGCACUCGCUGGUACCCACUCGACGGCGGCAUUGGCUUUGGCCGCAUCCGCGUCUCACUCCUCUUCCGCUCCGUCGAGCUCAAGCUCCCUCCUCCCCAGCUCGGCUUCGGCGAGAUUGGCACCUUCGAAUUUACCUCGGACAGCAUCACCGCCUCGGGCUUUGCGCCCACUGACAAGAUGAAGAUCAAGCUGCGCACCGGCGGCUCGUCUGCCAAGAUCCCCAGCGACGUUUGCUCCUUUGCUUCCGACGAACAGUCCGGCAUCACAUGGGACAUCUCGGGUGACGUCGCCCGCAACAAGCACUCCCACAAGAUCCGCUUACCGGUACGCUACCGCUACCGCUCACCCGUCUUCUUCGAGUUCCACCGCUCCGGCAAGCGCCACACGGACACCUUCGCCGCCUUCUGGCUGCAGGACCUGGUGGACAACGAAGAGAAGGACUUUGACAUUCCCAUCUGGCGCUGCAACAACGGCAUGCGGCUGUCUCAGAACUACAUUACCGAAGACAACUACCGGUCUGUUCCCGACUUGCAGAUCGAGGAGCUCGGUCGGCUUCGGUUCCGGGGCCGGUUCAAGCCGGGAACGGAUCGGGAUCAUCUCAAGUUUGUUAGCGAUAACGAUUCCCGAGAAACGAUUGAGAGCUGGGAGGCGUGUUUCGCUGAGGGUGUCAGGGCUGAGCAUGUCAAUAGUGAGGUACCCCCCAUUGUGCAAAUGCUGCAUGAGGAGAGCUUGACGGAGGGACGGGACGUGCUGAAGAAGGCGAGGGAGGAGGAUAAGAGGAAAUGGUUGGCCAAGGACGGGACCGAUUGGUCUGGCGCAUUUGGGCAGGAUCCGGAGGAAAUACUCGCUGAGCAGAGACGAAGAAGGAGGGCGGCCAGUGGCGGGAGUUCGGAAGGGAGGAGCACGGAGUAUGAGGAGAGUAGUGAUGACGAGUUUCGCGAAAGUGGAAGCCACAACCAGGCCCAAAAUGACAACGCCAACAUCAUCGGCAACGGAGGGUCAGCAGUCGACGAUGACGACUCGGAUCCCGAUUUGGGUAUUGCCGAUGGAGACAAUGAGAAGCCGAUGAACGAUAAUGCGGGAGGAGAGGAUGCCAACGGCGGGAUGAAUUCGGGACUGGAGGCUGGUAACGGCUCGGCCGCCGCGGGUGAUGGUAAGCAUCCCAACGGCAACGCCAACGCCAACGGGUCGGCCGCGUCCAUGGUGGGCAGACAGUCGGUGGAUAGCCAGGCUACUGGGCAGCAUAGUACCUCGGCCGGACGGUCGGUGCAGAGCGCCACGGGCUCGAGCAGCAAGAAUCCUAUCAAGCAGUUCAAGGAGUAUAGGAGCCGCAGUCGGGAUUUGCACAGGCAGCAUCGGGGGUUGAUGCAGUGGAAACCAAUGCGCAACGUCCAAUUUGCCAAAGACGAGGCCCUAUUUGCUGCGCGCAGGAUCAAAAAGGUUGGGAGCCUGAGUGGACGGACGCCGGAUGUUGAGACGGAGGUUUAA
Molecule: messenger RNA, 3870 nt
Organism: Sordaria macrospora k-hell
Lineage: Eukaryota; Fungi; Ascomycota; Sordariomycetes; Sordariales; Sordariaceae
Molecular function (GO): lipid binding
Source: RefSeq, a predicted model, not a curated record